CUCUUUCUAUAUUUAAUAUCUAUAUAUCAUUCAUCAACAAGUAGUUAAAAUUCUAAGAACUAUGAAGACAAGGUUUCUUAGAGGGUGCCUUAACAAGUGCAAGAAAAUGGGAAGCAAAGUGAUACCUUGUACUACUGUGUCUGAUUCUUGCGACCAAUGUUACCUUAAAAAAUACACUAACUUGUGGCCUUCAUCUUCUAAUUCAUUGGAUAAGAGAUGCUCCAUUCCAAAUGAUGUUCCAAAGGGUCACUUGGUAGUGUAUGUUGGAGAAGAACACAAGAGAUUUGUGAUCAAAGUUGCAUUGCUUCACCAUCCACUCUUUAGGGCCUUGUUGGAUCAAGCUCAAGAAGAGUAUGAUUUCAUUGCCGAUUCCAAACUAUGCAUUCCUUGUGAUGAACACAUCUUCCUCAGUGUUCUUCGCUGUGCAAGUUCUCCACAGAAUGAUCGUGUGUGUUUCUGUCUUUAUCUCUGAGAGUAGUAGUCUUAUAUGAACAUAUAUAAUUUUUGUAUACAUAUAUCUCUUCAAUCUAAUAAAUUCUAGGAAAAUAAUUUAUUAUGUAUAAAUAAGUGACGAUCUCAAUUACA
Arachis duranensis is the source of this 585-nucleotide messenger RNA. RefSeq names its product auxin-responsive protein SAUR50-like. Lineage: Eukaryota; Viridiplantae; Streptophyta; Magnoliopsida; Fabales; Fabaceae. The transcript has a single exon. Gene Ontology annotation, biological process: response to auxin. Bases 62 to 472 code for a protein of 136 amino acids. The record is from RefSeq and is a predicted model, not a curated record.